Messenger RNA from Cavenderia fasciculata, 2271 nucleotides. It is a transcript of the gene masA, whose product is annotated as malate synthase. Gene Ontology annotation, cellular component: cytoplasm; peroxisomal matrix. The record is from RefSeq and is a predicted model, not a curated record. The transcript has 7 exons. The coding region runs from base 1 to 2271 and encodes 756 amino acids. NCBI's taxonomy places the organism in Eukaryota, Evosea, Eumycetozoa, Acytosteliales, Cavenderiaceae. Gene Ontology annotation, molecular function: malate synthase activity. Gene Ontology annotation, biological process: glyoxylate cycle.
AUGGGAGAGACAAAAGCAAGUACCGAGAGCGAUGAGAUUAUAAUGAGCAAAACAAUGAGCAAUAGCAACAACAACAACAACAAAACUAGUGGCAAUGAACAAGAUGAGAUAAUAACCGUCGAUCAAUUACAAUCCCUGGUUAAACAACGAAUCGACCUUGAAGAGGAAUUACAAACACUUAGAGAUUACCUUAUAAAGGGUGGAGGUAGUCUCUUUGGGUUGAAUGGUUCGUUUGUAGAUAAAGAAGGAUAUCCUGUAAUAUUGGUGAUGAAUGAUACCAAUCAACAAGAUACAUACUUGGCUAGAUGUUUUUACAGACUUGACUAUAUUUGGUCUCCACACUUGGAUAUAAUAAUUGAAGUGAAGAAAGCGAGAGCAAGGAUUGCAUGUAUUCAAACCGAUUACAAGAUAUUAAUGAAGAGUAUUGAGGAUGGCAUGUUGAAGUUGCAUGCUCAGAACAAACCUCAACAACAGACUGUCCCCAAACCAUCAAGCAUAUCAACACCAACUACAUCUUCUUCUUUGACCAAGGAAUCCUCAAUACAAUCUCCUGCUGCCAAUCCAUCCUCCGCAUCUGCAGUCGGUUCUGCUCUUGCUCCUGCUACUGCCACCUUGGCGACACCUGUUAAAAACGAAGAGCCCUUUAUGGAUAAAGGAUAUAAUAGAAUGGAUUUAGAAAUCAAGAUAGCAUUGGAUCAUCAUGCAAGAAAGAUAUUGACGACUGAAGCAUUGGCAUUCUUGGUAGAGUUGGAGAGAAAGUUUAGAUCGGCUCGUACAGUGUUGUUGGCAAAGAGACAAGAGAGACAAGCCGAUUUGAAUCGUGGCAUCUUUCCAGACUUUUUAAAGAAUACAGAGAAUGUCAGAAAGGCAGAUUGGAAAUGUGCUGCCAUGCCCCGUGACAUUAUGGACCGUCGCGUUGAAAUUACUGGUCCACCCGAGAGAAAGAUGGUUAUCAAUGCACUCAACAGCGGUGCCAAGGUGUUUAUGGCCGAUUUUGAAGAUGCCAAUUGUCCAACUUGGUACAACUCGAUUCACGGUCAAAUCAACAUGAUCGAUAUCAACAACCGUACCAUCUCUUACAAAGCACCCGAUGGACGUGAAUACAAGCUCAAGCCAGAGGUUGCUACCUUGUUUGUACGUCCUCGUGGAUGGCAUCUCGACGAAGAACACGUCUACAUUGACGGUAUGCCAAUGAGUGGUUCACUCUUUGACUUUGGUCUCUAUUUCUUCCACAACUAUCGUAUUGCCAUGAACAGAGGUUCAGCUCCAUACUUUUAUUUACCAAAAUUGGAAAGUCAUCUUGAAGCUCGUUUAUGGAAUGAAGUAUUUAACUUUAGUCAACAUUAUGUUGGCAUUCCAAUUGGUACAAUUAAAGCAACUGUAUUGAUAGAGACUGUUUUGGCAUCAUUUGAAAUGGAUGAAAUAUUAUACGAGUUGCGUGAACAUUCGGCUGGUUUGAAUUGUGGUCGUUGGGAUUACAUUUUCAGCAUCAUUAAAAAGUUCCAACAACAUCCACAAUUUGUGUUGCCUGAUCGUGCCAAGGUGACCAUGACCAGUCCGUUUAUGGAAUCCUAUGUAAAAUUACUCAUCUACACUUGCCAUCGUCGUGGUGUGCAUGCCAUGGGUGGCAUGGCCGCACAGAUCCCCAUCAAGGACAACAAGCAGGCCAACGACGUUGCCUUGGAAAAGGUAAAGGCUGACAAGUUGCGUGAAGUCAUGUUUGGCCACGACGGCACCUGGGUGGCCCAUCCAGCACUCAUCCCCACCGCUUUGGAGCAAUUCAACUUGCACAUGAAGACACCCAACCAAAUCCAUAUCAUCCCUCCCAACCCUUCCUUCACCGCCAAGGAUAUCCUCAGUAUCCCAGAGAUCAAGAGCGACGAUAUCAGCGAGGAAGGUCUCAAGGGCAACAUCAUUGUCGGUGUAGAGUACUUGGACGCCUGGUUAAAUGGAAAUGGAUGUGUUCCAAUCAAUCAUUUAAUGGAAGAUGCUGCAACUGCUGAAAUUUCAAGAUCUCAAAUUUGGCAAUGGAUUAAACAUAAAUCAAAAUUAUCAAAUGGAAAGGUUAUAACAUUGGAAUAUUUCAAUCAAAUUUUGAAAGAGUUACAACCAGUUUUGGAAAAUAGAAACAAAAAAUCGACAACCUUAAAGGAUUCUAUACCAAUGUUCCAAUCUCUUAUUGCAUCUCCAACCUUUGUCGAUUUCCUUACACCAACUGCCUAUCAAUAUGUUAUUAGAAGAGAAAGAACUGCUUUCAAUCCAAAACUUUAA